Molecule: messenger RNA, 1266 nt
Organism: Closterium sp. NIES-65
Lineage: Eukaryota; Viridiplantae; Streptophyta; Zygnematophyceae; Desmidiales; Closteriaceae
Source: the annotation of a GenBank genome assembly
AUGGCUUCUGUCACCGUGCGCCUACCCUGUGCCACCUCUGCGCCCGCAGCCUCCGCGUCUGAGCCAAAUGGCGCAAUAUCCCGCCUGCGCGCGCUGACCAGCAGCGCGCCGUCGGCGCUGCUUCCCCGCCCGCCCCUCACCCUGCGCGCCAAGCCCGCACAGCAGAAAACGAAGUCCCGCGUCUGCGCAGCGCGCCCCGUGAUCACAGCCUCAGCGGCAUCUGCGCCGGAAUAUCUGGAGGCGCUGCUGGACGCGCCGCCGGCCGUGGCGCGGCAGGAGGUGACGGCGUUCGCGCCGGCGACAGUGGCGAAUCUCGGCCCGGGAUUCGAUUUCCUCGGAUGCGCCGUGGAGGGGCUUGGCGACCACGUCACGGCUCGGAUUCUGGACGUGCCCGCCCCGCCCUCGGGCAACAUCAUCAUCGAGAGCAUUGAGGGCGACAACGGACGGCUGGGAUUCGAUCCCACCACCAACUGCAUCGGGAUCGCUGCCCGCGCCACCAUGGAGCUCCUCGGCCUCUACGGCCUGGACGGCAAGGGCGGAAGCAGCGGAUCAGGAUCAAAUCUUCCCGUGAUCGGCCUCACUCUGAACAAGGGCUUGCCAUUGGGGAGUGGACUGGGUUCCAGUGCUGCGAGUGCAGCAGCAGCAGCCGUGGCAGUGAACGCUCUCUUUGGCUCGCCGCUCUCCAAAGCACAGCUGGUGCUGGCGGGGUUACAAUCCGAAGCUGCGGUGAGCGGUUACCAUGCGGACAACGUUGCGCCGGCGCUCAUGGGGGGCUUUGUGCUCGUGCGGUCGUACCGGCCGCUGCAUCUCAUCCCGCUCGCGUUCGGCGAGGGGAAGAAGCUCUUCUUUGUGGUCGUGACGCCGGCGUUUGAGGCGCCCACCAAGGAGAUGCGGGCAGCGCUGCCAAAGGAGAUCACGAUGGCAUCACAUGUGGCCAACAGCAGCCAGGCAGCGGCUCUCAUCCAUGCCAUCCACACGGGCGACGCUCGCCUGCUCGGUGCUGCCCUCGCUUCGGACACGAUAGUGGAGCCACGGCGCUCACCUCUGAUUCCCGGGAUGUCAGCAGUUAAGGUAGCAGCCAAGGCAGCGGGGGCACAUGGGUGCACCAUCAGUGGGGCAGGCCCGACUGCCGUGGCAGUGGUGGAUAGUGAGGAGGUUGGCCGGGCUGUAGGAGCAGCCAUGGUUGAGGCAUUCCAAGAGCAGGGGAAGCUUCAUGCUAAAGCUACUGUGGCUGCCCUGGACUCAGUUGGUGGGAGAGUAGUAUAG